Molecule: messenger RNA, 981 nt
Organism: Laetiporus sulphureus 93-53
Lineage: Eukaryota; Fungi; Basidiomycota; Agaricomycetes; Polyporales; Laetiporaceae
Exons: 2
Coding region: 1-981 (326 amino acids)
Source: RefSeq, a predicted model, not a curated record
AUGACCAUCCUCCACUCCAGCGCUAUGGAAUCCAUCAAACAGAUGCUGAAACGUCUCGCAGACAGGACGAAAAAAUGGAGAAUUAGCUCACGACGGCUUGUACAAAUCGUCAAGGGUGAGGCGGGCAAAUCUGGCUCAUCGGCGACGAGACCUCUGCCGCAGCUCCCGAUCGAGGUGUGGGAGAACGUGAUUGACCAUCUGUGGGACAAACAGUGGACUUUGCUGGAGUGCCACCUCGUCUGCCGAGCAUGGUACCCUCGCAGUCGCUUCCACUUGCACAGGAGUAUCUGGUUCGUGAGUAGCAAGGGUGUGAAGGCAUAUGCGAAGGCGCUGAAUCAGACGCCCGAGCUGUCAGAGCGGGUGCGCAAUAUGUUCAUAUUGGGCAAUCUGUCAAGCCUGUCGACGGCGGCGAUCCUGCUCGCUCGCAAGCUGCCCCGGCUGAAGACGCUCACAAUCCAGGCCCGGUAUUCAGAGUGGGAGCCGUGGACGAUGCACAGCGACAUUUUCCUGCUCCUCCCUGCCUUCUCGUCUGUCACUCGCCUCAUUAUCGGAAAUAUCACAUUCCCGUCGAUCACUGUUCUUGCGCACCUCGUCUGUGCACUGCCACGCCUCGUCAAGCUCAAAUGCAGGUCUUAUCGAUUCACACAUGACUGCUUCCAUGGCGAUAUGUUGGGUCCAUAUCGCGAUCGCGUCAACAUCAGGGCCUUGUCACUCCACAAAAAUUGUUUCUCAGGCCACCGCUCUGAGAAACUCUUCGACUUCCUUGCUCACCCUUGCAUCUCGAGUCGCUUGCAGAGACUAAUCAUUGAUGAUUCAGGUGAUCCGUGGUUUUCAGAACAGGACCAAUGCAAAUGCCAGCAACUAUUGGAGGCUGCAUCUGGCUCACUCUUGGAACUGAAAUCGCUUCUCACAUAUCCAGGACAACAGAUAGCAGAGUGGUCAUUGGUGCCUGCUGCAGGUGUGCACUCCAAGUUUAUGUAA